CAAGGGUGCAGUACCUGAAAACAACCAUGGAGUGGAAAAUACUUCCCAUUUACUUGUUGCUGCUGCUUCCUGUUUUUUUGAUUCAGCAAGUCUCAUCUCAAGAUUUAUCAAGCUGUGCAGGGAGAUGUGGGGAAGGGUAUUCUAGAGAUGCCGCCUGCAACUGUGAUUAUAACUGUCAACACUACAUGGAGUGCUGCCCCGAUUUCAAGAGAGUCUGCACUGUGGAGCUUUCCUGUAAAGGCCGCUGCUUUGAGUCCUUUGCCAGAGGAAGGGAGUGUGACUGUGACUCCCAGUGUCACAAGUACGGCAAGUGCUGCUCCGACUACGACAAGUUCUGUGAAGAAGUGCACAAUCCCACAUCACCACCAUCUUCAAAGACUGCACCUCAGCCUCCAGGAGCACGUCAAAACAUCAAAUCAACAACCAAACGUUCACCCAAAUCACCAGACAAGAAGAAGACUAAGAAAGUUGUAGAAUCAGAGGAAAUAACAGAAGUAAAAGAUAACAAGAAAAGAACUCCUAAAAAGAAACCUACCCCAGAACCACCAGCUGAAGAUGAAGCUGGAAGUGGCCCGGAUAAUGGUGAUUUUAAGCUCACUCCAACUCCUGACAUUCCUACCACCCAACGCAAUAAAGUUACUACAUCUCCCAGGACUACAACAGCAAAACCAGUAAACCCUAAAUCCACUCUUCCACCUAAUUCUGAUACAUCUAAAGAGACAUCUUUGACAGCCAAUAAAGAAACAACAGCUGAAACCAAAGAGACUACUGUAACAAAUAAACAGACUUCAACUACUGCAAAAGAGACUUCAGCUAAAGAGAUGCGAAGUGCAGAGAAAACAUCUGCUAAAGAUUUAGCACCCACAUCCGAAGUGCCUACUAAACCUGCGUCUAAAGCUGAAACUACAACCAAAGCCCCUGCUCUCACCACCCCCAAGGAGCCUGUACCCACUACCACCAAGAAGCCUGCACCUACCACCCCCAAAGAACAACCUCCCACCACCGCCAAGGUGCCUGCACCCACUACCACCAAGGAGCCUGCACCCACCACCCCCAAAGAACAACCUCCCACCACCCCCAAGAAGCCUGCCCCCACCACAACCAAGGAGCCUGCACCCACCACCCCCAAGGAACAACCUCCCACCACCCCCAAGGAGCCUUCACCCACCACCCCCAGGGAGCCUGCACCUACCACCCCCAAGGAACAACCUCCCACCACAACCAAGGAGCCUGCACCCACCACCCCCAAGGAACAACCUCCCACCACCCCCAAGGAGCCUUCACCCACCACCCCCAGGGAGCCUGCACCUACCACCCCCAAGGAACAACCUCCCACCACAACCAAGGAGCCUGCACCCACCGCCCCCAAGGAACAACGUCCCACCACCCCCAAGGAGCCUGCACCCAUCACCCCCAGGGAGCCUGCACCCACCGCCCCCAAGGAGCCUGCACCCACUACCACCAAGGAACAACCUCCCACCACCACCAAGGAGCCUGCACCCACCACCCCCAGGGAGCCUGCACCCACCACUCCCAGGGAGCCUGCACCCACCACUCCCAAGGAGCCUCCACCCACCACCCCCAAGGAGCCCGCACCCACCACCACCAAGGAGCCCACACCUACCACCCCCAAGGAACAACCUCCUACCACUCCCAAGAACCCUGUACCCACUACUACCAAGGACCCUGAACCUACCACUCCCAAGGAGUCUACACCCAACACUCCCAAGGAACCAGCUCCCACCACCCCCAAGGAGCCCAUACCCACCACCCCCAAGGAACCUGCUCCUACCACCCCCAAGGAUCCUGUUCCAGAUACCCCCAAGAAGCCCAUAUCCACCACACCCAAGGAACCUGCACCCACCACUCCCAAGGCACUGGCUCCUACCACCCCCAAGGAGUCUGUACCCACCACCCCCAAGGAGCCCACACCCACCACCCCCAAGAAGCCUGCUCCAACUACUCCUGAGACACCUGCUCCAACCACCUCAGGGGCUUCUACUUCAACUACCACCAUGGAGCCUCCCGCUACCCCCGAGAUCCCUCCUGAAUCAACUCCUGAGUUCUCUGCAGGACCCACGCCAAAGGCGCCUGAAAACAGUCCUAAGGAUCCUGCUGUACCUACAAUUAAGACUCCUGAAGUGACCAACCCCAAAAUGACUACAACAGCUCAAGACAAGACAACAGUAAAAGACAUACGUACUGUGCCUGAAAUUACAACAUCUGCACCCAAGAUUACAACAAAACAGACAGCAACUACAAGAGAAGAAACAACUGAAUCCAAAACAAGUACAACCACAUCAAUCAAAAUUACUACUCUUAAAGCAACAACUCUUGCACCCAAAGUAACUACUGCAACAAAAAGGACUAUUACAACUGAGACUACGAAAAAACCUGAAGAAACAGCUAAACCAAAAGAUACAAUUACUAAUUCUAAAGCGACAACUCCUAAACCCCCAAAGCCAACUAAAGCACCCAAAAAGCCCACUUCUACCAAAAAACCAAGACCAACAGCUAGAGUGAGAAAACCAAAGACAACACCAACUCCUCCAAAGAUGACUACGACAAUGCCUGAAUUGAACCCUACAUCUUUAGCAGAAACCAGGCUCCAAACCACCACCAGCCCUAACCAAACUCCAAACUCAGAAAUAGUUGAAGUAUAUCCAAAGUAUGAAGAUGCAGAUGGUGCUGAAGGAGAAACACCUCACAUGAUACCCAGGCCCCCGGUGUUAGUUCCUAUAGUUAUUCCAGGCAUUGAGUACUCAGUGAGAGGACCCAGUCAAGGCAUUGUCAUCAACCCUAUGCUUUCAGAUGAGACCAAUCUAUGCAAUGGUAAGCCAGUAGAUGGACUGACUACUUUGCGCAAUGGGACGUUAGUUGCAUUCCGAGGUCAUUAUUUCUGGAUGCUAAGUCCAUUCAGUCCCCCAUCUCCAGCUCGCAGAAUUACUGAAGUUUGGGGUAUUCCUUCCCCCAUUGAUACUGUUUUUACUAGAUGCAACUGUGAAGGAAAAACUUUCUUCUUUAAGGAUUCUCAGUACUGGCGUUUCACCAAUGAUAUAAAAGAUGCAGGGUAUCCCAAGCAAAUUGUAAAAGGAUUUGGAGGACUAAAUGGAAAAAUAGUGGCAGCUCUUUCAAUAUCUAAAUACAAGAAUAGGCCUGAAUCUGUGUAUUUUUUCAAGAGAGGUGGCGGCAUUCAGCAGUAUAUUUAUAAACAGGAACCUGUCCGAAAGUGCCCUGGAAGGCGGCCUGCUAUAAAUUAUCCAGUGUACGGAGAAACAACACAGGUUAGGAGACGUCGCUUUGAACGGGCUCUAGGACCUUCUCAAACACACACCAUCAGAAUUCACUAUUCACCACCAGUCAGAGUUGUUUAUCAAGACAAAGGUUUCCUUCAUAAUGAAGUUAAAGUGAGUACACUGUGGAGAGGACUUCCAAACGUGGUCACCUCGGCUAUAUCACUACCCAAUAUCAGAAAACCUGAUGGCUACGACUAUUAUGCCUUUUCUAAGGAUCAAUACUAUAACAUCGACGUGCCUAGUAGAACAGCACGAGCAAUUACUACUCGUUCUGGGCAGACCCUAUCCAAAGUCUGGUACAACUGUCCUUAAACUGAUGGGCAAAGGAAGAGUCAACUAAUUAAAGUGAAGAAAAUAAUAAUAAACUUUGACACUGAAAUACAUUUUAUUAAUAAAGAAUGUUGAGUAAGCAUA
Molecule: messenger RNA, 3710 nt
Organism: Lemur catta (Ring-tailed lemur)
Lineage: Eukaryota; Metazoa; Chordata; Mammalia; Primates; Lemuridae
Gene: PRG4
Product: proteoglycan 4
Exons: 11
Coding region: 27-3608 (1193 amino acids)
Biological process (GO): immune response
Molecular function (GO): scavenger receptor activity; polysaccharide binding
Source: RefSeq, a predicted model, not a curated record